AUGCCGUGCGCGCCGUUCCGUGCGUUUGCGGUGCAGUGCACGGUGCUUGACAAUACAUUGCUGGUAUGGUGCGGUGCUGCUCCGUCGUCGCUUGCGGACGCGGAGGAAGACGAUGAAGAGAUAGUGCAAGCGAUGCGCGAUGCGGGACGUGCGCUCCCGCGCGCCGCCGCACUGAACGGGCGCCUGACGGCUGACUGGGCGGUGGCGAUGAAUAGAGUGUGCGGCAAAAACAUUGCGGAUGUGACAGGGACGCAGCUGUACGAGCACCAAAGUGCGAUGGCCAUUGCGAUGGCGCAGCGCCUCGCGACCAAGCUCGAGAUAGCACAGGUCUUGCUUUCGCUUGAUUUGCCGGAGCAGCUGUGCACGGCGGGGAUCGUGCCGCUUGCGCCGGAGCAUGCACGUGCGUUGCAGUGCUUGGAACUUGGGAUCCGCCGCGCAUGUAGCAUGGCGCUUGGUAGUUCUACAUAG
This is a messenger RNA of Malassezia vespertilionis, 468 nucleotides long. RefSeq lists its product as uncharacterized. Lineage: Eukaryota; Fungi; Basidiomycota; Malasseziomycetes; Malasseziales; Malasseziaceae. Bases 1 to 468 code for a protein of 155 amino acids. The record is from RefSeq and is a predicted model, not a curated record. The transcript is spliced from 3 exons.